This is a messenger RNA of Pogonomyrmex barbatus (red harvester ant), 2498 nucleotides long. Its product is annotated as cytochrome P450 9e2 pseudogene. The record is from RefSeq and is a predicted model, not a curated record. Lineage: Eukaryota; Metazoa; Arthropoda; Insecta; Hymenoptera; Formicidae.
AAUUGCGCCACAGCAUCAACAGUAAGCCGCCAGCUGUCAAGGUGUAACGACGUAUCUUGAUAUCAUUGCUAGUAACACGAUAAAAAUAAUCAAACUAAUUGCCAAAGAUACAAAAGUUUAUUUUAUUUUUAACAAAAUUACAUCGUGCAUUUUGAUAAAGUGGAAUAAUAGUGAUAUUAACAUGAUAUACGUAAUUGCUUUGUCGAUAAUAGCGGGAGCUCUAGGUCUUUAUUAUUAUUUCUUCAAAGAUUUGAAUUACUUUAAAAAACAUGGCAUAGUGCAUAUUCCACCUCUUCCUAUACUGGGAAAUAUGGCACCAGGAAUUCUUCAUCGCAAGCCGCCAGCCGAACACAUUACGGAAAUUUACAAUCUGCAUUCUGAAGCGAAAUACAUCGGCAUGUAUGAUUUGUUAUGUGCUCCAAUUAUAUUGCUACGAGAUCUCGAGCUUAUUAAAUCCAUUACGUUGAAACACUUUGAUAUGUUCCCGGAUCAUCGCGGCUUGGUAGAAGAUGAAACGCAAGAUCCAUUAUUUGGUAAAAAUCUUUUCUUUCUUCGCGGAGAGAAGUGGCGACAGGUACGAGCUUUACUGAGCCCAGCCUUCACGUCUAGCAAAAUGAAAAAUAUGUUCAAAUUAAUGUCAGAGUGCGGUGCCGAUUUCGGCACGUUUUUGGCGCAAUUGCCACCAGAACAGAGGAUGAUGCAAAUGAAAGAUGCCUUUAAUAGGUAUACUAACGACGUGAUUGCCACUUGCGCUUUUGGCAUCAAUGUAGAUUCUAUGAGAAAUCCAAAGAACGAAUUUUACGUGUAUGGAAAAGAGGCGACUACUUUCGACAAUAUUGCCUUCGUAUUAAAAAUAUGCACAUUCAGGCUCUUACCUUGGCUGGCGCGAUUAAUAAAAUUGAGAUUGAUUCGUCAGAAAGUAGCAGACUUCUUCCGAGAUCUCGUGAAAAUCACCAUAAAAACUAGGGACGAGAAGCAUAUUGUUCGGCCUGAUAUGUUGCAAUUGAUGAUGGAAAAUAGGGAUAAAGAAGGGAAGAUAGAAUUGUCUAUCGAAGAUAUGGUAGCACAAGCGUUUAUCUUUUUCUUCGGUGGCUUUGAGACUACUUCAACGUUAAUGUCUUUCGUUGCUCAUGAAAUCGCUGUAAAUCAGGAUGUUCAAGUAAAACUUCAAAAUGAGAUCGAUCGGGUCUUGGAAGAAAAUAAUGGACAAGUACUUUACGAAGCUGUUAACGCUAUGGAAUAUUUAGACGCUGUGAUCUGCGAAGCUCUUCGAAUGUAUCCGGUUCUUGUGGUAGUAGACAGAGUAUGCGUAAAAGAUUUCGAGUUACCGCCGUCAUUACCAGGAUUGAAACCUUUUACUAUAAAGAAAGGACAGAGUGCAUGGAUACCGAUUUACGCACUUCAUCACGAUCCUAAAUAUUUCGAAGAGCCGGAAAAGUUUGAUCCCGAACGAUUUCUUGGCGAGAAGAGGAAGGAUAGUCUCAAUUGCGGAGCCUACCUUCCUUUUGGCCUUGGUCCCAGAAUGUGUAUAGGUAACAGAUUCGCAUUGCUGGAGACGAAGGUUUUGCUUUUUCAUCUAUUAGCCCGUUGCAACUUAAAAACCUGCGAGAAGACACCGAUACCAAUUAAACUCGGUAAAGGUGGCUUCACUAUAAUGCCUGAAGGUGGUUUCUGGCUGAAUGUGGAACCAAGGAACAAUACGCAUCGCUCUCUUGCAACUAAUUCAAUCAAUUGAACACAUUAGACGUAAGAGGAAAACAACAAAAGCAUAAAGAAACAGAACAUUUUCUUGUAAAUUUUUGGAUAAGGAAAUGUUUACGUUAUUUCAAAUUUAGAAUAUAAGGAUAUCAUUCUAUCAGGGACAUUUUGCGAAUUUUAUUAUCUUAUCUUUAUUAUCUUAUGCUUCUAAGAAAAUUGCCAAAAAAAAUAUGACGUCAAGCAGUAAUUGGCAGAUUAUAUUUUAUUUCUUAUCUGUACCGCUAUCUAUGCUAUCUGCUUUGUAAUGUAACCUUUUUUUUAUAAUAUUUGUAUUUAUUAUUAUUAUUUGUUCAAUUAUUAUUAAGCGCAAUAAUUUUUUGUAUUUUUCUUAUGAUAUUUUGUUUUAAAAAAAUAUUUUUAUAACUUUUAUAUUGAGUAAAGAUUUUUAUAGACUAAAGAUAGAAAUGCUUCGAAAAUAUUAUUAAGAUAAGUAAUUACAUAACUAUAUAAUAAAAAUUAAAAGUUUAUUUACAUAGAAAAUGUAAAAACAAUACAUUAUAAACAAUGACAUUAUAAUAGAAUGCAUUUAUAUAUAUAUAUAUAUGUGUAUGUAUAAAAUAUAUGUAUAAAAUAUAUUUUUACAUUAUCUUUGAAUGUACGCUUUCUGUUUGAUUACGCUUGUUUCAUCGAAUUGACGUCUAAAAAUUAUGAUAUAAAACAUGUCGCAGUAAAUCAUCAUAAUUUGAUGUAAAAAUUGUAUUAAUUCAUGAAAAAUUUAAUAAAUAUAUUGCACAAUGAAA